CUGCGUUACAUUUUAAUUGCGGGUUUCAUGUGUGAUAUGGACUCAUCUGUUAUUGAAAAGUUCUGCAAUAUUACUGGGGUUUCUGAGACAGAAGCAGAACACUACUUGGAAGCCUUUAAUGGGGAUUGUGAUGAAGCUAUUAAAGCCUUUUUUGACUCAGAGGAUGCAACAAACUUGGACAGUCCUCCACAUGGCGAACAAACUUCACAACCAGUUGAGGAUAGCUGCGGGCACGAAAAUGUGACGUCGUUCAGCAAAUCCUCAUCGGCAAACAAACCCAAAAUCACAACCUUCAGCUCUCUCGCAAAUAAGAGUGAUGAUGAGUCAGACGAAAGGCAAGCAUUUUAUGUUGGUGGUUCAGAAACUGGGGGAGGUGGUCAACAAGUUCUUGGUCCUCCAGGACGUGAUCGUAAAAUCGUUCCUAACCCUUCACAAUCUCCUGAUGUGUUUGUUCGCAAUCUUUUCCAAGCUGCUAAAGGCAAAGGAGCAGAAGUGUUAGAUGCAACCAAAUAUGAUGAACUGAAGAGUAAAUCCAGUAAACGGUUACCUUUCAGUGGGGCUGGUUAUAAAUUAGGUGACGAUCCUAAUGCCACACCGCAGUUAGAGUCAACUGCUUCUUGUGCUCCCAGCUCAAGCAGCGUCUCUGAACAGAAUGUUGUUGUAAAAAUGUGGCGUGAUGGCUUCAGUCUAGACAGUGGACCGUUGCGUUCUUAUACUGAUCCAGAAGCUUCUGAAUUUUUCAAUGCUAUACAAAGUGGGCAGAUCCCUCAAGAACUUAUACGAUCUGCUGGUGGAGGCAUGGUUAAUGUCAUGCUUGAAGAUCAUCAUCAUGAAGAAUGGCAUGCUCCUCCUACUCCCAAGAUUAAACCUUUCUCUGGUACAGGUCAAAUGCUUGGUUUUCCACUUCCUCAAAUGGUGUCAACUGAACCAAAAGUCACUGAGAAUGCUGAAACAAAAAAAUCAUCGCCUGUUAGCGUGGACGACUCAAAGCCAGUCACACAAAUACAAAUUCGUUUGCCUGAUGGAUCAAGAAUCGUAGUUCGACUAAAUAAUACUCACACGGUUGGCGAUAUCAGACGGGCAGUUGUCAGUGAACGCUAUGUGAAUGAACUUCAACAGUUUCUGCAGCAUUGAUAUUCUUACCGGCAUCCAUCACUUUUUGCAUUUCUUGACCUGAAGGUGACAUUUGAAUCUAUCGACUGAAAGGUUCUAUGGCAAUAUAUGACAGUAAAGUGAGUGCCAGCCAAAUAUGUCACUCCAGUCAGGGCAGUUUACUCAGACUCAUGUAGUCGUGUUACAAUUUAUGUGAAAGACCAGAGUUGGCCUAUAAAACAUUCUCAUUGAUGACGUCUUAUCCAAGUCGUGAGUUAACUGAAGAUAAUCAAACACUAGAAGAUGGCAGUCUUCUCAAUUCAACGCUUUUAAUUCGAUUCAUAUAAAUGAUGGUAAUGUGUGUGUAUGUGUGUGUGUGUAGAUGGGUGAGUGUUUUAUCAUCGGCUACAUACAACCGUCACUGUACAUUAUUAUCAUAUAUAUAUAUAUAUAUAUAUAAUGUGUGAAUAGAUUUUUCUAUUGGAAAACAGAUAUGACAACAUUGAAGACAAAAUGAAAUUUUUGCAACUCACUCUUUUUUUAUCAUACUGUGCCUGUUAUCCAAUGUGUGUGUGUGUGUGUGUAAUAGUUUAUUUUGAAGAGGAAAUGAGGGGAGGGGGUUACUGCCUCAGUGUAAUAUAAUUUGAUGAUAUUGUUACAUGGUAGUUUGGUUCUUUUGAACAAAAAGACGACAUUUCAUCCUAAAGAGAUUUAAAAUGUUAUUAAAGUAUGUUUUAGUUUCCUCUUUACCUUUUGUUUACUUACUCCUCCGUUUUAUGUGUGUAUGUGUGCGUGUGUGUUUUACAUUAAAGUGCAUACAUCAGUUUUCCAAAGAAAUAUAUAAAGACUGCAUUCAAGCGUAGUUAGAUGAAUUGGAGUUGAAUAUUUCAAUUUCGUUCUUUCUUGUCUCUUUUCGGUGUGUUAUAAUAGAUGGGAGUUUUAUUUGUUCGCGUUAUCGAUGAAGUGAUUCCUCUUCCCUGAUACAUACAUUUAAAUGUAUAUACCAGCAAGAGUAUAAAGUGAAUUUUGGAAGCCCUUAUGGAGAUAUGUGUACUAAGAAGAAGUGUUUAUGAUAUUAACCUGGUUUUCAACAUCUCGGUUAGCGAAGCGAAUUUGGAGGUUGUGACUUACUCACUGAAAAUCGAAUUGUGAAAGGAUUAUCUAGCCGUUGUAGUCAGAUAGGAAAGAAAACGUGUUUUGUGGUGAGUACUACUGAUAAGACUUAUUAGUAGUAUAUCAAGAGAUGUUCAUCGGCGCAAAAAACAUCAAACAGCAAGUAGACAGAUUUGAUGUCAGAGAAGGCAAGUGAUACAGCGUCGUGGAGAUAUAUGGGAUAUAUGAAAGGAAUACGAAGGCCAGGGGUAAGUAGCACAACACGAAGAUCUGUGCAAAUGGUGCGUUGAAGAUAAGGUGCACAUAAUUUGGCUACACAGAGAUACCAAUUUUCAAAUAAACGUUCACUCACAAAGUCUUUUGCCUUCUACCGUUUCAGUUUGUCAGAGAAAAAACAGUUACUCCAAAAUAUUUUUAGC
Molecule: messenger RNA, 2624 nt
Organism: Trichobilharzia regenti
Lineage: Eukaryota; Metazoa; Platyhelminthes; Trematoda; Strigeidida; Schistosomatidae
Source: the annotation of a GenBank genome assembly